Molecule: messenger RNA, 6340 nt
Organism: Odontomachus brunneus
Lineage: Eukaryota; Metazoa; Arthropoda; Insecta; Hymenoptera; Formicidae
Gene: IntS3
Product: integrator complex subunit 3
Exons: 15
Coding region: 338-4327 (1329 amino acids)
Cellular component (GO): cytoplasm
Molecular function (GO): protein binding
Source: RefSeq, a predicted model, not a curated record
UGAACUGUAUAAACUUUAUCAUCUUCAUUGACUUAGGAGAAGCAAGAGAGAAAUAGGAAAGAAUCAUGGACAUCUAUUUCAUUGGUCUAACAUCGCCCAUCCCCAAUUGUAUGUCAACGUCCGCGCGCAUGCACCCACCGGUCGCUGGACGUGACAGGUGUUCGUCUGCUUCUCAUUGUCGAUUACAUGUCUAAUCGAGGAAACAUCGUGACGACGACUUAUACGAGAAUGAUAAACCGCAUGAUCGCAGCCGAGAAUGAUCGUCGCAAUUUCUCUCCUCGAGAAAUAGAGCUCGUGUGAUUUUUCUCAAACAUCCUCACCGUGCAAAGUAAAAACUAUGAACGCCCGGGAGGUGAAGGUGGACAUUUUUAAGCAGCAGGGCAACGCCUGCGUGAAAGAACAGAAAUAUGAGGAGGCGUUGUUUUAUUACACACAUGCAAUCCAGCUGGAUCCGCAGAAUUAUUCUCUCUACAGCAAUAGAUCCUUUGCCUUCCUGAUGAUGCGACAAUAUCACUUUGCCAUGCAGGAUGCCUUGAUAACUAUUCAAUUGAAACCUGACUGGUCUAAGGGUUAUUUCAGGAAAGGUGAAGUUGAACUGAGGACAUUCCGUUUCAGCGAUGCACUUCAGUCUUACAACAAAGCCCUCUCCCUGCAGCCAAGCGAGUCUAGGAUUCUGGAGGCUAUGAAUACAGCAUCCAAAUUAUUGAUUAAAGACAGAAGAGCUGAUCAGCAGAUCCCGUGGCUUGGAGCUGGUGUCGGUAUUAUUUUGGGAGUUAUAGUUGUGAUUGCCGAUUAUGUAUUCACAAACAAGCCCAUUUUAACGCAUCCUCUGCUGAUGGCGUUGCUGACAAUGUUCAUAUCCAUACUUGGCUUUGGCAUCGCAAAAGGAUUUCGCUACUUCGUGAAAUGUCAAAGAAAAUCCUUACUGGAGCCGCCCGUCUAUUGCUUCCCCAAGCAGAAGCAAAACUUUAAUAAUAUUGAUAUGGAAAAGAGCAACGAGAAGGAGAAGUAUCCCAAGGGCACAGGGCUGAGGGCUGAGGGCUCGACGGGGCCUCGUAUAGCGUUCACGGGCCGGCUGCAGCGCAGCCAGCGAGCGAUGGAGCAGCCGAAGACUCCCGCGUCACGGCUACUCAACACGAGCUGCAUCGAGAACAAGGACGACCUGGAGGAGAAGUUUGAGAGAUGCUACUCUGUACUGCAAAAUUUGACCACGGGACUGUCGGAGAAGGAGGCCCACGACACGCUGAACAAUGCAGUAUGCAAGGACAAGACACACGAGGAGGUUUCCUUGGGCUUAUUGGUGGUGAUCUUGACCGAUCCGCAGAAUGCUGCGAAGAGUUACAGGGACUUGACACUAAUCACCCGAGAUGGCCUCAGCAUUGUGCUGAUCCACCUCAAUCAAUUAGUACUGGAGAGAUACUUGAGGUUGAACGACGUCACGAGGAGUCAGCUGUUGUGGUUGCUGCGGGAAAUGAUAAGGACUAGUGUAACCAAUGUGGAUACCCUUUGUUUGAGUUUAUUGAGGCAUGCAGCGGGUGGAGAUAUCUCACCUAGGAACUUGUUCCUAGUUGACGCCCUUUUAGAUAUUUUUCAAGAGAAUCGGUCGUGGCUGGACAAAUUCCCGUUUGUGGUCGCGUCGGUUGUGUACACGUAUUUGCGGUUAAUAGAAGAUCACAACGCGCCCCACCUGGCCGGUUUGCGGCAAAAGGAAGUGACCUUUACGGUGACUCUGAUAAGGGAACGAAUGGUGGACUGCUUAGCCAUCGGAAGAGACUUUGUGCGUUUGCUGCAAAAUGUGGCCAGACUACCGGAAUUCGAGGCGUUGUGGAAGGACGUUCUACAAAAUCCAAAGUGUCUCUGUCCGAAUUUCAACGGGAUACUACAGCUUCUACAGACGAGAACUUCUAGGAGAUUUCUGCAGUCGCGGCUGACGCCGGACAUGGAGAGGAAACUUGUGUUCCUCACGAGUCAAGUCCGCUUUGGCAAUCACAAGCGUUAUCAGGACUGGUUUCAACGGCAGUAUCUAGCUACGCCCGAAUCUCAAUCGUUACGAUGUGAUCUCAUUCGUUUCAUCGUCGGGGUCAUACAUCCGACGAACGAGCUGCUAUGCUCCGAUAUCAUACCACGAUGGGCGGUGAUAGGCUGGCUGUUCACUACGUGCACCUCCACCGUGGCGGCCAGCAACGCGAAACUGGCUCUGUUCUACGACUGGUUGUUCUUCGAGCCCGACAAGGACAACAUCAUGAACAUCGAGCCAGCGAUCCUUGUCAUGCACAACUCGAUGAGGUCUCAUCCACCUGUCACUGCCACACUUCUAGAUUUUUUAUGCAGGAUAAUAUCGAACUUUUAUCCUCCGCUAACGGACAAAGUGAGAAACGGGAUAUUUUCAUCACUACGACAAAUUUUAGAAAAACGCGUCUUACCUAGCCUGUAUCCGCUAUUCGAUAGCCCGAAACUCGAUCGAGAACUGAGAAGCAAAAUACGGGAGACGUUCAAAGAGUUUUGUCUGCCACCAAACGCGGAUCCUGGUAAAAUGGAAGAGCUUAACAAGGAGCACAAUCCAGGGGCUGUAAUAGAGAACACCGCGAAUUCUACCGUGGAGAAUAAUCAUGUAACACAAGAUCCGGAGCCAGCAUUCAGUGACGAGGAGGAGGACUCUCCUCUAAGAAUAGUGACAAAGGUAGAGGACGAGGAAGACGAGGAAGACAUGCCGUUAUCCGCGAUAAAACUGAAAAACGAGCAGAAAAACGCAAACUGCAUCGCGAAGAAAGAGGAUAUUACGUCGCAAUUAAAUCUCAUAUUAGAACCGGAAGAAUUGAAAACCAGUAUCGAGACUAUGCACACGGAGACGGAUAACGAGGCGAAAUGCCAAGCGAUGGAGAGGAUAGUACAAAUGGUCGUGGAGGACGAGAUAGACGUCGAGACAAUACCCACGUUGGCGUCUUGCCUGUCGAGCAUUCUCUCGCCGCAGAUUACGCCGCGGAUCUUCCCGUCGGACAAUAUGAACGAGGAAACGCUGACCGACAGUAUAAGUACGCCGCUGUUCGUCAUGUUCCGAAACCAAUUUCAAUUGUGCAAAGAAGAGGACAACCGGCGAAAGCUCUUGGCCAGAGUGUUGGCGGAGAUGCAGUCGCUCCAACCGAGAAUAGGUUACCUUCUCCUCUAUUUCCUCAAGGUCUGGGGCAGGGAGGAAGAGAAGCGGGAAGGCGAGCCGAGCAACAUGUUGAACGACGUCAAGGCGUCAGUGUACAAGGAUUUUUGCGCGCAGAGAGAGAAAAAGCUGGACGUGUGUUUGGUGUCGGAUCUGAAGCUCUGUCACGAAGAUAACAUAUGUAUGUUGUGCUACCUGGUGCCGGACGUAUACAUGGGAUUUCAAAACGUCGCUCUCGGCAAUGCGCAGCUGCUGCAUCUGGUCGUGUCUACCGUGGAUCCGCGCCAGCUACAGGAUCUGAUCUGCCAGAUAAUGCAGGGUCACCUGAAAAUGCUGAAGAAGGAGUCGUUCACGUCGCUGCUAACGGCUAGUUUAAACUGGGACAGCUUCGAGCAAUUUUGCUUCUGGCAGCUCAUAUUCGCGCACGAUUUUCCUGUUGAUUACGUACUGCCGAUACUGUCGAAGCUACAGUUUCACAAUCACGCAGAGGCACUUACAUCAAUCUUGUUCAUGCUGAAGCAAGAGAAACCGACAUUGGAUCUCCUACGACAGUUGCUCGCUCGACAAAGCAUGGACGGCGACAUGUUCGUCGUAGCCGUGCUGCGUUACUGGUGUCGCGAUUACGAGGAGAAGCUCGGUGAGCUGCUCGCGAAUCUUCUCAGCACCCGCUAUCCCGCCACUAGUCCCAACAAACGGAAACGUUCCGGUGGCAAACAAAACCAGCAAUCUGGCCCACCCACCGGCGAGCAAGUGCUUGGCCAUCUGGACCAAUUGCGUCAGCAUUGCUCUUCAUCCGCGCAGUUGCAGCUGUAUCAUUCAGAGGGUAUGCAACGUGCGCUACAACAGGCGCAAGCGGCAAGCAGCGACUCGCUGAGGAAGAGCUACGGUGAUUUGUUUGCGUUGGCGGAAGUCAACGAGGAAAAUGAACCGCCACCACCACCGGCCAGUAGUUCCGCGAGAAAGCACACUACGGCUUCCUCUGGAGGCGGCGGAGGCGGCGGUAAGGGAGGUCAUAGGAAAACCGGCGCUAACACGAGGGAAAGGUCCAACGCGAAAAGACCACUUCCGCGCUACCACGUUGACACUACCUCUAGCAGCGAGGAGGAGGAGAUCGUGAACCCAAAGCAAGCAAAGAAAAGAAAAAAGAUUAAUCCAGUGGGCUCGGACAGCGACUGACCACCCAGUGUCUUCACAUGUCACAUGGACCACGUCACGUGUGUGCAGCAAGUUAACAUACUAGCCUUAAGGAUAGUAAGAUAAUAUAAUACACAAGAUAGUUCUAUCUAGCGCGACUUGUAAAUAUUAAUGUACGUGUCAAGGGCGCAAUAGCGCCACGUUGAUGGAGGAUCUUCAAUGUGUGUUUCGUAAAGUCGGAAGCUACAGCAAAAUUGCCAGACUCUGAUUGUUGUUAAAUCGUUUUAUUAGGGAAAAAAGAUGUGAUCGCUGUGAAUAAUGUUAAGAAUUGUCCUCGAGCGCGUUUCUAUCAUGAUUGCUGAUCGUUCCGGUGAAUUCUCUCGUUAUGACAUACGACGGUCGAGCGGCCUUUCAUCUCUUGGAGUCCUGGAAAUAUUCGCGAUUGUCAGGCUGCCGCGGCGUCUGUUGAACGGAGCUCCUUACUGAAAAGCGACGUCAAUCGCGCGUCCCUAAAUCACUAGACGAUUGCUUUUUUCUGCAAAAUAUGAAAGCGGAAGACAGAAUCUGGCAACAUUGCAAAACAAUACAACAAAACACAAUACAUCCUUUUGCACUUUACUACUUGUUUUUUUUUUCUCGACGGCUUCUCGAUGGAUUCUCGUUCGUUCCGUUCUUCGCAAUAUUUUUCCCCUCAGAGUAAUCGCAUGCGAGCGGACAUAUCCCGUUGCCAUAACUCUCAAACGGAAAUUCGUAUUUGAAUUAUUAGUUUCUUUACUUUUUCAAAAUUAGGAGCCUUUCGCCGGAACGACGAGACACGACUCUCGCAAGCCGUGAUCCGAAUUCCGGCGAGAAGCGUACAGUUUUACGACCUGAAUGUAUUCAGUAAAAAGCACAAUUAUUCUCGAGGACGCAGGGAUAUCUUUUUUUAUAAAUGUUCUGCAUGACUGAAGGUUGUUGGCUUUAAUGUAACCGAUGCAAUUCAGAUCGGACAGUUUUCCCCCUCGAAUAAAUUACCUUCUUUUGUUAUGAAUUUUACUAGAGCGAUUUAACGAUUCGUUGUGAUUGUGAAACGCGACGUAAUACGAUUUGUAUUGUAUUUUUCUAUGUGAGCUUUUUACAUCUCUUAUAUUUGUAGAUAUAUAGGUAGAUAGAUAAAUAUGAAGAGAAAGAGUGAAUUCAUUCGCAGAAAUCAUGAUGUACCGAUCGGCGUGUAACAUCGGAUUCAUCAUUGUACAAGUACGCGAUCUUAAUGAUAUCCAAUUGGUUUUCCCGCGCGUCAUGCCACACGUGUUUUUCUCUGAGAGAUCUCGGAGGACAGUCGAACGCACCUUCCGCGAGAGAAAAAGCGAGAAAACAGAAAGAGAACGGAAAGAAGUACGGUCUUGCCGAGCGUUUUAGCAAAACCCACGCCCGCCCCGAAGGCAAGACGUCACCUAUCACCACUUCAAACCAUCAAAUGUACAUUUCUUGUAAAAUUGGUUAUUCUAAAAGUAAGUUGCAUUAUGUAUUUUCUAGAUUGUAUAUAUAUAUACACACACACACGUGAUUCUCGAAAAUGGUGUAAAAGUAUGUGUAGUGCGUGUGUAUGCGUGUGUUGUAUGUAUGUGUGUGCUUGCGCGCGCGUAUUAGUAUGUGUGAGGAGGUGAGAAAGAAAGAAAGAAAGAAAGAAACAUAUUUACGUUACAUGCGCGGUGUGCGCGGCCGGGUUUGAGAAUUCCGAACACUUUCCGUUUUCACGAACUUUAUAUAACUCAGCACCCUCCAGACCCCGCGCCCUUCUUCUCUCACUUCCCUCGAUCUUAUCUUAGAACUAUGAGAGUGCGAAAUCGUGUCGAUGUUCGAAUAAAAAUAUGAGAGAAGUGCACUAGAGAGAACAUGCCGAACGUUCGUAUGUACGGAUAGUUUGUAUGAAGGACGGAUGCAUGUAAUAUCCAUUUGUAAUGCUGCGUGAUAACGGCAUUACUGGAGUUUUCUACUUGUACAUAAAUAACGGCGAUAUACGUUGGAGAAAGAGGGCGAGAGAAAGAGAGAGAGAGAGAGAGGGGGGGGGGGGGA